AUAUUCUGCUUGUAUAUUUUCUACUUGCUUGACGUACCUAAACAAAAUUUGCCCAAUUUUUAUAAACCCAAUUAGAAAAUUUUUUGCCUAUAAUAGAUUUCAGAAACAUUUCCGUUGCAUAUUAUAUCGCAAAAUUUUAAAAACAUUUCUAUAGCAAUAUUUCACAAGACAUUUUAAUCCUUUCAUUUCUAAAUGGUAAUAUCCCAUACGACGUAACGAUUAGAACUUAAAAUUUUAUGUGCACCAUAAGAUCCUUUAUAUCACGAAAUCAGAUUUUAUUUGCAUCGACUAUAGGAUUAUAAUUAUAACACAGUCAUGACAUCAUAUCACAUAAAGAACCACCGAUUUCUGAACAUCGUUAUAAGAUUUCUCGUUUAGAAUGAUUAUUUUAUCCAAGGCUGUCUCUCGCACGUUUAAUCAGAUUCGAUUCUUUACUAUUUUCUCUUUUAAAAUCAAGCAUAAAAAGUUGUCAAGAAGGUGACGUUUAAUGAAUGUUUACAAGCUGUUCAGACUAAACACGUUUCCGUAAUGUAUAAAUAGAUACUGUUACGUACGGUCCACACUUGUGAUACGUCGUGCACAACAUACAUAAUACGCACAUGCACAAGUGGAUGCAAACACGCGCAUUCGGACGGCACGGUAGAUGGUCAAAUGCAUGCACACAAAAAAAAAGAGAAAGUCUCGGACAUCGCGCUGUCGAUGUUGCAGUCGUCAAAAACAAAUUAUAAACGACUUAUUAAAAAAAUAUCGGUGUCUCUAUUCUGAGCUCGUUACAACCGUCCGUCUCGAUGUCCCGGCAAUUAUUUUGCGACGCUUGGGAUUUAGCGAUCCACGUUGUCCAAUAGAGGCAAAGAUUUUGGAAUGGAGACCAAUCUAGACAGAACACGGAAAACCCAAGAAUAUAAAUGAGAUUAGCGGAAGUUUUCCUUCUCUCAUUCCGUCCGAAACCACGAUAGUGUCCGAGUCUUCUCAAUAUACCUCGCGACUCAGGGUGACUACACCCCUAGGUUAGAUCGAUCUCGGUUACCGAGUACCAGUGUCGUUCAAGCGAAAAUCAUAAACAUGUAUAAUAAUAAAGUAACAAUUCGAAAGUGAUAAAAUAAACUGUUAAUGACGCGAAACCACAGUGUGGAUCUUAAUCCAUCCUCAUAACAGAGACACAUACAAAGGAAACGAGUAUUCGACUGAAUGCACAGAUAACUCGCUGCAACGUAACAUAACUUCAAAAAGACAAGAAAAUUGAUGAAUAAAGAAAGAACUGAGUGAGGAUCGCAAUUUUUCAAACAAACAGCAACUAUUUCUGCCCGGAGUUGUAAACGAAAGAAGAAUCGAAACACACAGAAAUAAAAUUAAGUGCAGGAAAAGCAUUAAUAUUGUUGCGCAUAAAACUUACAAAUCGAUGUGAAAUGACGGUUUAAAACUUAAGCAAUUAAAGAAAUUGGUUCAAAUACGACUUAAAAUAAUAAUUCAGCAGGAAAGUCUGAAGAAGUUCUUUUUGAAGAAGAGUGAAAAACGCUGCAUGUAUUAUUUGUAGACAAGUGAAUUAUACUUUUAUUAAAAUGAAGUGUACGUAGAAAAAAAACAGGUUUAAAAUACAAAGAGCAGCAGCUUUGAAAUGUAACUGCAAAUUAAUCAAAAUAAUAAUCUGGAAGUAUCAAUUAAGAACGUGACGUUGACUUAAAAAAAGCGAUAAUAAUACAGAGAUAUAUACUUUGUAUUAAAUAAACGAAUAAUUACAGUUUUACACAACUAUGUCUAUGAUAAGGUUUGCUUUGCUCGGCCUGCUAUUAUCCUUGAUAAAAGCAUCAUCCGAGUGGCAACUAACGAAAUGUUGCCCACCGGGACAAAUCUAUGUCAACAAUUUCACCAACUGUGAAUCAGUACCCUUAUUCGCGAUAGACGUUUAUUCUCACUAUUGGAACAUUACCCGAGAGGUCCAAAAACUUCCUCAGUGCAACGAACCUGAGGAUCUUGUGACAACGGCACUCGACGAUUUCGAAUCUGACACUGUCUUAGAGUUGCCAGCUUGCCUUGAAUAUUUUUACAAGUCAGGGGAAGUAAAACCCAUAAUAAUAAUUCGUUUCUGUCGAUCAAACAAGGACCAACAAGUGAAAGCAAAUGAUACAUCCUUUCCGCAACUCUUACACACCAGAAAAUGUUGCUUUGGCGAUAAAAUAUUCGACAGCGGCGCAAAGACAUGUGUGACCCGAUUAAACGAAUCACAGAGUCUUGGAGCAUUUUUGUUAAAUAGAUCGACUGACGCAGAAAGUGCAGUGAUAGUCACCCAAGGACCACCUGAGUGCAAAGGGCCGAUCGUUAACUAUGAAAUUAACGAAAAUGAUAUCUUCCUACGGAACAAUACAUAUUCGGUGAUGAUACCAGUGUUGAAAAAUAAUGUCAAAGAGGAACCAGUUACUGAGGAUAACGCUUGUCUCGAGAUGACGCCGGAGUUUGCAGUUAAAAAAAAAUUGAUAGUCCGUAUCUGCAGAGAUCCGGAAUUCUGUGACACAAACGCUUGUAUCAGAAAGUGCUGUCCUGAAGAUAGAUAUUUUUAUGAAGACGGUUGCAUUAGUUCUCUUCGUUCUACCAAUGAAGUGGGAGAAUUUUACAAUGCUUUUGUGAACGCCGUGAAUCAGACAAAUUCGUUCACUUUCGACACGAACAAAAACCACGGAAUUUUGAUUCAGAAGCCAUCGUGUGACUCUGUGCACAGUUACGAUCCUAAUAAUUGGGAAAAACUUGUGUUACUGACAUCAAAUGGACAUAUUUUUAUCAAUAAUUAUGAUACGGACAACAUGUACUGCUUCGAAGUCCGACAUAACUAUUCCGACGACAACUCUGCUAGUUUUGAAUUGUUUUCCUGUUCCAAAUACCUGAGUAAUGAGCAUUAUAAAAGCGCUGACUGGUGGUUCGCCAUAUUGGUCGUCAAAUGUAUAUUUCUGUUGAUGACGUUGCUAGUGUACGCGUACUUACCGAAUCUGCAAAAUAUUCAUGGAAAAACAGUUAUAUGUUAUGUGAGCAGUAUCUUGCUGACUACCAUCUUCGCAUUCAUCAUCAGUUGGUACAACAAAGCCACAUUUGAACGAAAAAGAACAUUGUGCAAAACUAUAGCUUACAUCGGGUUUUUUAGUUUUCAUGCGGUGUUUUUUUGGCUUAACGUCAUGUGCUUCGACAUAUGGCGGACUUUUGGAUCUGUACGUGAGAAUAUGAAUAUAAAGGACCGCAAGAAUACGAAACGAUUUCUGUUGUACUGUUUAUAUGGGUGGGGCAUCCCUUUACUGUUUUCAAUCCUUAUUAUUAUUGCCGAUAAUACAGAUUUCCUGCCAGAAUAUCUGGCUCCCGAUAUUGGCGAUGUCGCAUGUGCAUUAACAUAUAAAGACAGUUGGAAUAACUACAGCGAUUUAAUUUUCGCUUAUGGACCGGAGACGAUUGUGACAAUGUCCAACGUGGUGUUUUUCAUUCUCACGUCGAUGUAUUACAAUAAGGUAAAAACGGAUAUAAAAAAUGUAGAUACCGAUCCCAGAAAUAAACAAUUUGAUUCCAUUAAGAACAGAUUUAUCAUGUUCGUCAAACUGUUCAUCGUUAUGGGAAUGCAAUGGAUAUUCGAGACAGUAAACUACUUCCUCACCAAAUCUUUAGGUUCCGAUCAUCACAUGAAGGUGUUUUUUUACCUCAUUUUAGUCUUAGAGUGUCUUGAAGGUUUAUUGAUUUUCAUUAUUUUUGUUAUGAAAAAAAACGUGCAUCAAGCUAUUCGCAAACGAUUGCAAGAUAUAAAAAAAAAUUAAUCUGCAACGUAAUGUCAUUGUUUACUUAUAUAGGGUAAGCACCUAUUAUCGUGGCGCUUUCUGAAAAUCCCAACUUCAAUGCAUCUUAAAAAAAAUAAAUAAAUGAAAAGUUUAAACUUUUUUUUCUUAACGUUUAUAAAAAAACUAAGAGAAUUUAUAAAUCCAUCUAUUAUUAACAAAAUGCAAUUUUAUUAAUAUUAAAAUUAAUAAAAACGGAAUGCGCUUGUCAUCGUGAUUAUGUACAAAUUAUCGUGUAAUACCCGUUUCUACGAAUUUACCAAUUACCGUGUCCCAAAUACCGUUGAUGAAAAAAAUGUAUUUCGUAAUGCUGAUUAGUUCUCAUGCUGUGCUUACUUCGUGAGCUACUGUCAUCGUGGAGAUCAUCGCGUUUUGACAGUUAUCAAGAAUUAUGUGUAUAUCAAGUAAAUUUGUAAUUUAUAAUAUCAAAAGCUGUGUAUCACGCGCGUAGCGUGAAAAAAUGAUAGAAUGAUAGUAAACUAAAUACUUAUGUGUCAAGUUAUUUGCACUUUCAUUGAAACGAGAAUACCGCGGUAAUACGAAUACCAACAACAUGCGCAUUGCACCUAAUUUCGUGAGUAAAUUUGAUUUACUCAUUAAAUGUAUUCAUAUUUCCACCUUUAUUUGAAUUUAAUUUAUUUUACUUUUGAUUAGGUUAAAUGUGAAAUAAUUUUUUUCUAUAGGUAUUCUUUUUUUAACGAGCUAUCAUCUAUUUUUCGAAAACCACGGUAGUAGGGCCAGGCUACGAUAAUAGGUGCACUUACCCUAGUCAGGAAAAACGCGAUCAACUAUGCUAUAUUUUUGUUUUAUUUCCGCGACUUAUAUUUUAAAAAGAGUCGAUAACUAACCCACAUUGAGAAUUUAAGAGAUCGGAAAGAGAGUAACGAUAUAAAAGAGAGAGUAACAAUUCAAAUAGGAAAACAGAUGGACCAUUCCAGGGAUUUGGUUAAUCCGGAAAAGAUGGUCCCAACUAGCAAUAUAAUGAACUGAAUAAGGAAAGGAAACAAACAGAAAGAUUGCAACAAAAGUUCGAAAAGAUCAUCCUGAAAGAUUGCCUGAAAGCGACAUCCUGCUCUAGUGAAAUUUGGUUUAUACCAAAAUGAGUGGACAAAAGAUGACAUUGAAGAAAUCACCAAUACGUCGAAAGUAAAGCAAUCUGUCAGUUUGUUUCCUGUUCCUAAAUUUGCUAAUAGAAUCAAUGUAUUAAAAUAAAAUUGGUGAAAAUAAAGGGUACUAUGGUUACUGUGGACAUUACAGCUACCCCCAUUAUCCCCGUCAUUAGGUGACAAAAUCAAAUAAUUGUUUAUGGAAUUAUACAAUUAGUAGCCCGCCGUUUU
This is a messenger RNA of Solenopsis invicta (red fire ant), 5140 nucleotides long. RefSeq names its product G-protein coupled receptor Mth2-like. Gene Ontology annotation, molecular function: G protein-coupled receptor activity. The coding region runs from base 1752 to 3785 and encodes 677 amino acids. Gene Ontology annotation, cellular component: membrane. The record is from RefSeq and is a predicted model, not a curated record. Lineage: Eukaryota; Metazoa; Arthropoda; Insecta; Hymenoptera; Formicidae. The transcript has 11 exons. Gene Ontology annotation, biological process: G protein-coupled receptor signaling pathway; cell surface receptor signaling pathway.